AAAACCCUGUCGCUAUAGUAAUCGGAGACCAUUGUCUAACAUUGCCGCUUCAGCCAAUAGUUAUGCUUAAGAAAUAUUUGGCCGAUCUCACUAUUCUUGAAAACCUUUAAGGUAACAUGGGGAAGUUUUACGUUUCCAGACAAAUGUGAACGCCUGACAUCCUCUCAGCUCGUCGUUUGUGUUGUAAAACGUGUAGACAAAAAUGGAGAGACACGAGAGACAGCAAGUUACACUUUCAUCCGACAUUUGCUCAAGUUACGAAGAAAGAUCCAGAUGUAUGAACACAUUAUAUAAUCUCAUUUUCCCACAUCAAAUCUACGAAAACAUAUCCAUGUGGGAUGCCGCGACAUACAGAAAAUAUCUGGUGAAUCAAUCAAUCGAAUGUAUGCAGUUAAUGCAAAGUACGAACAUACACGUCCAACACCACGAUCAGAACAAAACACAUCCUUUUUGGCCGCAUAUCAAUACGACUGGGCAAUACCCGCCGGGUGAUGACCAUCAAAACGUCCCUAAGAAGAUUGAUGUUACGUCAGAGGAACAUUGGGAACUAAAUCGACGUCGUCCAAGUGUGAUACGACGAAGUAUGAAAGGAGGAAACAAUUGCCUAACAACGAGAGAGGCCAUUUUGCAACCACAACUUCAGUAUAGUACACAGAAGAAUUCUAAUAUUUCACCUUCGAUGUUACCUAGUAAAUACGACUCAGAAUCCUCAAUAAUCCCACCAAUUAUUACCAUUCAACUUUAUCCCCAGUUCUAAAUCAGAAACCCAAGAAUACCUAACAAUCAUCUUCAACAUUCAACUUUACCUCUAAGCGCAGAACCUGAUAUCACAAUUAAACCUGAAGCUAACGCUGUAAAAUUGAGUGAUUCAAUGCAUGAAAACUUGUAUAUUCGACAAUCUAAACAUCGCUUUGAAGCAAGGGGAAAUUCAGAAAUCAUUUUAUGCCAAAAAGAUAAUCUCCUCAACAAAAAAUUUGAAAAUUCUAACACGACAAAAGGAAUGAAGCCAAAGAAAGUAAAUCAAACAAAAGACAACAGCAAAUACAAAUUUCGUUGUUCCUUUUGUAAGAAACGGUUUCAGUGGUUUUCGCAUUGGCAGGCUCAUGAAAGAAUCCACACUGGUCAGCGGCCAUACAAGUGCACACAAUGCGAGCGCAGUUUUACACGCAACGACGGUCUGCAGGCACACAUGGUCAUUCACAACACCAAAAAAGAACACAAAUGUCCAAUGUGUACUAAGGUUUUUGCACGAACAUCCAUGUUGGACAGACACAUUGUGGAACAUACAGGAAUCAUACCAUAUCAAUGUGAUGUAUGUUCAACUCAAUGUUGUGAUGCUCAGUCAAUUAUAGAUCAUACGUCUAUGCAUAAGCAACAAGACAGAUUCACCUGUCAGUAUUGCAAAAGAUCAUUCUUGAAUGUGAGACGUCUAGUUCGCCACAUUAGAGGUCAUACUGGUGAGAAACCUUUCUCAUGUUCUCAAUGUGGAAUGAAAUUCAGCAAGAAAAGUGCUCUACAAAUCCACAGCCGAGUUCACACAGGUAGCAAGCCUUUUCCUUGCCCAGAAUGUGGAAGAUGUUUUUCUAUUGCAGGCAAUUUACGUAGACAUCUUCUAGUACAUACUGGUGAAAGACCCUUCUCAUGCAUGAAAUGCCACAAAACAUUCAACAGCAAGAGUCACCUGAGUCGACAUAUGACAACACAACAUUAAGAAUUUUGUAAUUCUGAAUUGUAAUGAAUUUUUUGUACCAUUUAAACUAGUCACAUUCAAACUAUUGUUGGAUCUUGAAUUAAAAUUUAAAAAUUCAUAUAAAUUGCCUGAUUUAUGAACAAGGAAUUUUUAAUCUCCCAUUUAAUAUUGACUGAAUUAUUUUCAAACAACCAAGCAAUAGAAGACUUGCUUCAAAACAUUAAGUAAAAUAAUAGAUGCUAUUUCUUUCAACGUACUAAACAGUGUUGACAGAUAAUACGAUAGUACUUGUACAACAUAUAUAAUAUACGUAUUUCUAGAAUUCAUAGGACACUUGACUUGAACAAGAUAUUAGCUAGCCUGUAACUAAUUUUCAUAAUAAAUCUACACAAUUCGUCAAAAAA
Molecule: messenger RNA, 2094 nt
Organism: Xenia sp. Carnegie-2017
Lineage: Eukaryota; Metazoa; Cnidaria; Anthozoa; Malacalcyonacea; Xeniidae
Product: gastrula zinc finger protein XlCGF8.2DB-like
Exons: 4
Coding region: 872-1711 (279 amino acids)
Source: RefSeq, a predicted model, not a curated record